AUGAACACUAACAGUAUAUCCCCACGUCGUCCGGCUGGUCCAGUGCGACAACACUCUCUGCACCAACCAGUGAUCCGUCGACCUCAACAACAAAUCCGACGACAAAGAUCAACCGAUGACGAAAAAAGUCAGCAACAAUCACGAGUCAGGUUCACAAAUAGUAUGUCCACCAAAGGCGACCAGUACAACCACAAUUUGCCAAAAGUGCGCGUAGCGUGGAAAGACUCACUAGUGAAGUCGAAAAAUGAAAACAGUGUGGAAAUUGUUGCACGACAGAUACCAACUCUGAAAACAACGAACAGACAGACGUCAACUGGACGUGGGGGUAGAGGUACCAUGGGAAGAUCUUCUCUGAGUGAAAAGGCAACGAUCUUGUACUCCAGACAAGAAUUAGCCGAAAGGUUGAGGCAAGCUUGGCGACAAAGGGAAGAGAACAAAUCUAACAUCGACAUAUUUUUGGCUCAUAGUACCGUUGAAGUUAGAAGUGAUUCAAGUUUAUCAGCAUCGGCUAGUCCAACCGCUUUACCACUAUCAAACCUUGAAAAAGAUGAAGAUUCGAAGGAGAGUAGGAUACAAAUGAAACAAGCCGUAACGACAAUUGAAGAUAACGGACAGGUGGAUGAGUCUCGGAAACCACAAGAGUGCCAUUUUCAACCAACCAACAAUCCCACUGAUCCCUCCACAAUCAAAUCCCACAUCGUAGCCGCAAACGAUAGAAGCAAGGAUGAAUACGAAGAAGCACCAGAAGAGGAAAGGACCGAAGUGCCGUGCCAAAAGAAAUCGUACAUCAGCAUAAACUGUAACAACUGGAAUGCAUACGUCACGAUAAACAACGGCACUUCCGACGAAACUGACAGUUCCAUUCCGAUCCUAACUAAAGAGCCGGACGCGUCUCGGGUGAGGUUCAAGCGAGCGAGUUUUCAAAGUGGCCUUAACAAGGCCUUCAACACUCCGGUCGUCGAUAAAUCACCAACGCCGCGAAUCAGCAGUCGUGCCAGCAGCAUCAAUAGCAGCAGUUCCCAGGAAUCGACGCGUUUCCGUCGCACGAACUCUGCUCCUCCGCAGCAUCAGGUGCAAAGUAACGAAGACCAAUUGUCCGCCAAUAACGAAGUCGCCGUUACUUCUGCGACCAUACAGCCGCGAUCAGUUGCAAAAAGUGCAAGUCGUCCGAUAAAAUCGGCACCAUCGGUCAAACGACGGUCGAAGCCUAGCAGGCGCCGUGCAUUGUCCGUUAAAGGUAAUAAGGACGAUUUGGCGAAUGAUGGAACAGGAAAAGCCAUUGGUAAAGGUGCGGAGGAAGCAAAGAGCGUCGAAGUGGUGACGAUGGUUUCAUUGGUCAGUUCGGCCGACAGUGAGAGCGAAAUUGAUGAAAACUCGGCCCGGGAUGACAAGCUGAUCUGUGAGCUUAGGAACAAGCUCUCGACGACACCCAUUAUUAAAUAUUCAAAUGGACUAUCUCAUGGCUUAAGGAAAUUCAAAUCAGUGUCGUUCCAGCAAGAUUCGUUAGACAGCGAAGAGUCACCGACACAGGCGAUGAACUCUGUGGAAAACGAUUCCCGAGCGUCCCUUCGUGCUCGUUUUGCCGCCCUGAGUAAAUUAAGCGCAGGCAGUGCCGAGGAAACGCCUUUGCUGGCAGCGGCGACGCUCACCCUGAGUUCCUGGAGAAGUCUGGAGCCAAGCCCGAGUCUUCGACACACGCAGUCACCGAUAAAGUUUGCUGAAAUGUCACCACCGAGCGAGACUGUCGUGCUGACGGAUCGCGAGAAACGGUGCCUGGCCGUGCCGAUCGGGGAUAUACACGACAAAAAAAGGAAACUGGUGAGGUGUCGCAGCGCCGUUGUUGAAGCACCAAAAAUUGGAGAUACCAAAAAACAUUCCUUUCCGUCGGACCCAAGCCAGACGUGCUUGUCGCAGAUCGACUCGAGACAGCUCAGCGCUGCGAUGCAAGAGAAUUUACCUCCUAAGACAGCAACAAGCACGGCUAUGAAUUCGAUGAUGGCACCGUUAGAAUCACCUUCGGAAAAAGACAAGGACUUAACACAGGAGCCUUACGGACAGACGCAAAAAGAAAAAGAGUGCUGGCAUUUGUAUAAAAAAAUGUGUGAUAAGGGAGUUUUCGUGUCUUUUGAUACUGUUUUGAGAGGUAUGCUUACUCCAACAGAGUAUCGACUACGCCAAAAGGGAAUCAGCCAAAGUUGUUGA
Copidosoma floridanum is the source of this 2202-nucleotide messenger RNA. RefSeq lists its product as uncharacterized. The record is from RefSeq and is a predicted model, not a curated record. NCBI's taxonomy places the organism in Eukaryota, Metazoa, Arthropoda, Insecta, Hymenoptera, Encyrtidae.